Messenger RNA from Microplitis demolitor, 1270 nucleotides. RefSeq lists its product as uncharacterized. Bases 137 to 1264 code for a protein of 375 amino acids. The record is from RefSeq and is a predicted model, not a curated record. NCBI's taxonomy places the organism in Eukaryota, Metazoa, Arthropoda, Insecta, Hymenoptera, Braconidae. The transcript has 5 exons.
CCAAUACUUAGCCUGCAUGAAGCCUCGUCGUCCUACACAAGUUAUCAACUUACUCAGUAGGUCUUUGUUCGUAAACAUCAAUACCGCCAUUUUGUGUAGAUCUGUUGAUUUUUAUUAGUAAUAAAUAUUAUUUAAAAUGAGUAAAGGCUACGCGUUAAUUUACUGGAUUGAUUCUCAAAAUGUUGAAACAGUUAAAUGUUCAGCUAUACCUCAGAGAUGUAGAAAAGAUGGCGCUGUUAUAUCAUUGAAAUGGAAAAAUGCCGUCACUGGAAUCAAUGAAAGAAAAACAGCUAAGAUUUUGAAAAUCUCUAUUGAUAAAAACGAGUUAAAUAAGCUAACAGUUGACACGUCAACGGGAAUAGUACUUGAGAAAAAGAAAUCAAUUCAGUCAAAUUUAAUUUCUCCUAGAUCAGAUUUAUUGUAUGGAACUAAAAAUGCACCAAAAAUAAAAAUAAGAAAACACAAAAAACAAGAUAAUAACAAAGAAUCGAAAGCUAAACAUAAUUUUAAUACUGCGGUUUUCACUGCACUCAGCGACAAUGAUAGUUCGUCUUCGGAUUCUAGUAGCAAUGAUGAGGACAAUGACAAUAAUGAUGAACAUGACGAUCGUGAUGAAAACAAUCCAAUGGCUGCUGAAGAUUUAAAUCAACAAGUUAAAGAUUUAUUGCAAUCUGCAACAGUCGAGAACGUUAAUUUCCUCAAAAAAUUAGUCGGAUUAAUGGAAAAAGUUUGUGACAAAUCUGUAAGCGUCAAACGAGAAGAACAUAGUGUGCAAGAUCAAAAUAAAGCUGACAUUCACCAAAGUUUAGGUCCAUAUUUACCGCCAAUGACAAUAAAUGCGAUAUUCCACCGCAAUCAAGAUUUAAAAGACUGGCGAAAAUUAUCUACGGACAUCCUCGUUGAAAUUUACGGCAAAGAAUUAGCAUUUUUAUCUGCGAAAGGUCGCAGAGGUGCACGGGGUAUUGAUCCCAACGUCUAUCGUGCUAUUUACGAUUUAGUGAAUAUGAGAACAGAAUGGAUAAUACCUUCAAAGGAUUUCGUAAGGCAUGUAAAUAAAGUUUGUUCAAAUCGUAAAAAAUAUAUAAGAAAGUCAAUCGCCGAAAUCGGUGUCGCUUCAACGAGUCAAAAUGGAAAUAUUAGUGAAGAAGAUCCAAUUGCUACUUUAGAGCAAGGGGAUUUUGAUCAUCAUGAAGAAAUACAGUAUCCUCAUAGUAAUUUUUGCACAAUUAAGAUCGACGAAACUUAUUCUCAGGCGCAAAUGUAAUUUCAA